AUGGAGACCCCGGUGUCGAGAGAGGAGGAACACAAUUCGAGAGAAGAGGAACAUGGUUCGAGAGAGGAGGAACACAAUUCGAUAGACCUCGAAUCUUCGUCUGCUUCGUCGGAAAUGAAGUCAGUUUUCUUCGCCGGAGAUGAUGGAGGUGACGAUUCGCCGGAUAGUUUUGUCUUCAAGCUCCCUAAAAAAUCCCCACUUGUGUUGAGAAUGGUCGUUCUCUUGUUUGUGAUGGUCUGUGCUGUCUACAUUUGCUCAAUUUGUCUUAAGCAAAUCGGUGUGGUCCCAAGUGCUGGCUUUUUGACCGUUGAAGUGUUUGAGAGACCUUGUCCUGAGCCUAAAAUAGAACCAUGGGACAUUCCAUAUGUUCAUUAUCCUAAGCCCAACACGUAUAGCAGGGAGGAAUGUUCGUGUAAUCCCGUUAGGUAUUUUGCGAUUCUCUCGAUGCAGAGAUCUGGAAGCGGCUGGUUUGAGACUUUACUAAACAAUCAUACUAAUAUAAGCUCCAACGGGGAGAUCUUUUCCGUUAAAGAUAGGAGGGCUAAUGUGUCGACCAUUUUCGAGACCUUGGACAAAGUAUAUAAUCUAGAUUGGUUGAGUAGUGCUUCUAAGAACGAUUGUACUUCUGCCGUUGGCUUGAAGUGGAUGCUUAAUCAGGGUCUAAUGAAACACCAUGAAGAGAUAGUAGAAUACUUCAGAACCAGAGGCGUCUCAGCUAUAUUCCUCUUUAGAAGAAACCUCUUGCGCCGGAUGAUUUCAGUUCUGGCAAACUCUUAUGAUAGGGAUGCUAAGUUAUUAAACGGCACUCACAAGUCCCACACCCAUUCCUCUAAAGAGGCUGAGAUAUUGGCGCUCUACAAACCAGUAAUCGACACAACCCUUUUAAUAGGUGAUUUGAAGAAGGUUAAAGAGAUGACUACAAACGCACUUUCUUACUUCAAUACCACUCGCCAUAUCUUCCUCUACUAUGAAGAUGUUGUCAAGAACCGCACCAGGCUAGACGAUGUGCAAGAGUUUCUAAAGGUGCCUAAACGCAAUUUAAAGAGUAGGCAAGUGAAGAUUCAUCACGGUUCUUUGUCACAGCACGUACAGAAUUGGAAUGAGGUUCAGACGACACUGAAAGGGACAAAUUAUGAGAACUUUCUACUUGAAGAUUACCGUAAGUGA
Molecule: messenger RNA, 1167 nt
Organism: Eruca vesicaria subsp. sativa (arugula)
Lineage: Eukaryota; Viridiplantae; Streptophyta; Magnoliopsida; Brassicales; Brassicaceae
Source: the annotation of a GenBank genome assembly